Drosophila takahashii is the source of this 513-nucleotide messenger RNA. RefSeq names its product cell death-inducing p53-target protein 1. Gene Ontology annotation, molecular function: zinc ion binding. The record is from RefSeq and is a predicted model, not a curated record. NCBI's taxonomy places the organism in Eukaryota, Metazoa, Arthropoda, Insecta, Diptera, Drosophilidae.
UAAAGGUUGCUUUGUUAAGUUUAAAAGUCAUGGAAAAUUUAUAAAGCUUUAAACAAUUUUUAUUUUGCGUUUACUGAAAUAAAAAAGAGAAAUAAUUAAAAUAAAAAGCACAAUGAGUUCUCAGUUAAUCUGUGAGGGGCCUCCCACACCCCCUCCCUCGUAUUCGGAGGCGAUGGGCUGGGAGCCACCUAGAUCGGCGGUGGAAAAUACCACGACUUUGUCCCCUCAGGAUACCACAGGUCGCACCUCGCUGCUAACGAUCUGCCCAAGAUGCCUCGACGAGAUUGAGACGACCACAGUAAACCGGCGCGGAAAUAUGGCGUAUGUGGCCUCCUUCGUAGUUAUGUUCACCACCUGCGGACUGGGAUGCUGGCUGCUACCGUGCAUCAUCAAUGGCUUCAACGAGGUUCAUCACUCGUGUCCCAACUGCAAGGCGCCCCUGGGCACAGUUCAUCUAUAGGAUAGUAUCUGAAAGAGCGCUCACAUUAAGCACCUUCUCACACUAAAAUAUUU